AUGUCAACGAAGAAUGAGGCCCCGCUCCCACAGAAUGGUGAACUGCCAUCCAGCCAGAGUGACGAGGUGACUGGCAGACGCGUGGAGGCCCGGGAUGUGGAGCCCCAGAGGCUCGUCCACUCGCAGUCCAAGUCCCUGUCUGCUGCCAACUUGUCUCCCCUGCCCGUGAGGGCGAAGCUGCUUCGUCCUGAGGAUGUGGAGGAGGACACACAGGACGUGGACACCCUGUCCUCCUACGUCUGGUCUGAGCAAGACAGUGAAGACGUGCUGGAGUCUGCGGAGAAGGGCGAGUCCAAGGAGGACGCGCCCGUAGAGCGACCGUCCUGGGCCAAUAAGAUGGAGUACCUCCUGGCCCAGGCGGGCUUCUCUGUGGGCCUGGGCACCAUCUGGCGCUUUCCUUAUCUGUGUUUUCACAACGGAGGUGGCAGUUUCCUCAUUAUCUACAUCCUCAUGCUGUUCCUAGUCGGGGUUCCUCUGCUCUUCCUGGAGAUGGCAGCCGGCCAGAGGCUGCGUCAGGGCAGCAUCGGCGUGUGGAAGGUCAUCAGCCCCUGGAUCGGUGGUGUGGGCUAUGCCAGCUUCACGGUGUGCAUCAUCGUGGCAUCGUACAACAGUGUGCUCAUGGCCUGGAGUCUCUUCUACCUGAUUCAGUCUUUCCAGUCUCCACUGCCUUGGGCAUUGUGCCCUAUGAUGAACUCCAGUGCUUUGGAUCCUGAGUGCACGCGGACCUCCUCCACUACCUACUUCUGGUACCGGAAGAUGUUGAAGGCUACAGAUGAAAUUGAGUUGGGUGGGCUGCCAGUCUUGCAUCUCAGCCUGUCUCUCUUUGCGACCUGGUCAAUUAUCUGCAUCUCCAUGAUCAAAGGGCUCAGAUCAACGGGGAAGAUGCUGUAUGUCUCAGUGCUUCUCCCCUAUAUCAUCCUCUUCUGCCUCCUGAUCCGGAGUCUGCUGCUGGAAGGCGCCUACUUUGGUCUCAAGAGUUUGUUGGCGACCAAGGCAACAGCCCUGUACUCCAUGGAAGUGUGGCGCCGCACAGGGAACCAGCUGUUUUUGUCCACAGGCCCUGGCUUUGGCAGCUUCACCGCGAUCAGCUCAUACAUCCCUCGGUCCAACAACUGUGUCACGGAUGCCUUUGCUGUGGCCCUUCUCAACCUGGCCGCCUCGAUGACUGCCACUCUGGUCGUAUUUGCCAUAAUGGGCCACUUGGCCACGGUGGACACCAAGAAAUGUUACCUGAAGAAUGCUGACACAGUGGUGAAGCUGGCGGCUACUGGGGUCCUGCCUCCCGAGGCCCUGCCCCCAGAUAGCCUGUAUCAGGAUCCCAGCGCCAUCUACAUGAAGUGGAUCCAGGGCCUCCCCACGGAAAUCAAAAACAAGGUUAUGGAGGGUCCAGGUGUGGCCUUUGUGGCGUUUACUGACCUCAUCUCUGUGUUUUCUGGACCCACCUUCUGGUCCAUCAUCAUCUUCCUGAUGCUGGCAAACCUGGGGCUCAGCACCAUGAUAGGGAUCAUGCAGGGCAUUAUCACCCCCUUGCAGGACACCUUCUCUGCCCUCAGGAGGCACGCCAACCUGCUCACAGUGGGCGUCUGUAUGUCGAUGUUCCUGGGCAGCCUCAUCUUUGCCAGGCCCUCGGGCAGCUACCUUGUGAACCUGCUGGAUGAUUACUGGGCUUCUCUGCCCCUCUUCUUCAUUGUCAUCGUGGAGAACGUGGCCAUGGCCUGGAUCUAUGGGGCCAGGAGGUUCCUUGCAGACGUGAUUGUCAUGCUGGGCCACGCCCUCUCCCCUGUGUAUCGCUGGCUGUGGUCCUGUCUGUCUCCGGUUGUGAUGCUGAUUCUGUUUGUGACCACGCUGAUCCACCUUUGUGUGAAAAGCAUCACCUACGUGGCCUGGGACUCGAGCAUUUCGGAUGAGGUGAUCCGGGUCUACCCACGGUGGACUAACGUGCUGCUCGUGGUUCUCAUCAUCACCACCAUCUUGCCCAUCCCUGCCUACUUCUUGUACAUCCUCAUGAAGGUGGCUUUCCCGGUCUCCAAGACCCAAAGUCCAUCGGCCGGAAUCCAUUCAGACAGGACCGACGUUUCCUGGUUGAGGACCUCCGGGUGCUGCCGGAGACUCUGCUCGGCGAGCCCAGGGUCCCCUCGGGAGUUCGGGGCCUGCAAGGAGAGAGCCAUGGAGCCCUACGAGGAGUCGUCGGACGUGACGGUGGACGAGCCCUCCCCCAAGCUCUGCCCCUCCAGUUCCCUGUCCUGGAUGUUCAAGGCCAAGGGGGUCCGGGCCGCCAGAGUCCAGAACUACUUCACCCAGAGCAAAAGAACCGGGACCGUCUUGACCUCCAUCGCCUUCUCCGUCGGGAUGGGCAGCCUGUGGCGCUUCCCCUACCUGUGCCACCGCAACGGAGGGGGCAGCUUCAUCCUGAUCUACUUCCUCAUGCUGCUCUUCUUGGGGAUCCCCCUGCUGUACAUGGAGAUGAUGAUAGGACAGUGGCUGCGGGUGGACAACAUCCGGGUCUGGAAGCGUCUGGUGCCCUGGCUGGGCGGCCUGAGCUACGUCAGCAUCCUGGCGUGCAUGCUGGUGAGCUGCUACAACAGCGCCAUCACCUCCUGGAGCAUCUUCUACCUGGGCAACGCCUUCCACCCCACGCUGCCCUGGGACUCCUGCCCCCUGCUGAAGAACAGCAGCGGCCCUGGCUUCUCGUGCCUCCAGACCGUGCCGCACCAGCACUUCUGGUACCACAGCGCCCUGCAGGCCUCGGGCCACAUCGAGGACGAGCUCCAGGCCUUGGUGCUGACCCUCAGCCUGGGCAUCUUCACAACCUGGAUCUUCCUCUCCUUCAUCCUGGUCACGGGCAUCAAGAUCUGGAUGUCGAUGCUCACUUUCCAGGUGCUCCUCCUGUAUAUUUUCCUGCUCUGCUUCUUCAUCCGGGGCCUCUUCCUGGAAGGCGCAGCCAGCAGCCUCAGCCGGAUGGUGACCACAGAGCUCUCAGCCUUGGCCUCUCUGGACCUGUGGCGCCAGGCGGGCGGCCACAUCCUCUACUCCCUGGGCCUGGGCACGGGCACCGUCAUCACCUUCUCCUCCUACAAGGCCGGGAGUGACAGCUGUGUCAGGGUGGCCUCCUUCGUGGCGCUGGUCAGCCUGCUGACCUCGCUGCUGGCCACUUCCAUCAUCUUCCUGGUGCUGGGGUUCUGGGCCUCCACGAGUGGCCCUGCCUGUGUCGAGAAGAAUGUCUCCAAUUUGAUGGAGCUGGUGUCCAUGGGGGUGCUGCCUCGGGACGCCUCGCCCCCCGAAGACCUGUCCACGUGCCCCCUGAAGUUCCUGGCCUGGGUCGCCAGCCUCCCGCAGCACCUGCAGCCUCAGGUCGUACACAGGGCCCCGCCCUGCAGCGUCAAGAAGCAGACGGAAAAGCUGAUGGAAGGCCCCGGCCUGGCCUACGCAGCCUUCUCCCAGGUCGUCUCGCUGUUCCCCGGCGCCUCCUUCUGGGCCAUCGUCUUCUUCCUGGCCCUGCUCACCACCGGCCUGGGCCCCCUGAUGCGGCUCCUGCAGAGCGUCGUCUUGCCCCUGCAGAACUCCGUCCCUGUCUUCGCCAGGCACCCCAAGCUGGCCCCAGUCAUCGUGUGCUCGGGAGGCCUGCUGGGCAGCCUCGCCUUCGGCAGCCGCGCCGGCAGCUACCUCGUGUCGCUGGUGGACGACCACCUGGUCCCGCUCACCCUCGUCGUCGUGGUCACCUUCCAGAACAUGGCUCUCGUUUGCAUCUAUGGCGCCAGGAGGGCCCGGGAGGAGAUCUCCAUGGAGCUGGGCUACCAGCUGCGGCACAGCCUCACCUUCCUGUGGGGCUACGUGACGCUGCCCGGGCUGCUGGCCCUGCUCUGCGUCUGCCUCAUCCAGCUGCACCAGCCGGGAGCGGCCACCUACGUGGCCUGGAACAGCAGCUCGAGCCAGGAGGCACGGCAGCCCUACCCGAGGAGCACCCUGGGCUGGGCCACCUGCCUCAGCGUGCUCACCCUCCUGCCGCUGCCGGUGCAGCCCCUCUACCACUGGUGGAAUCACCAGGACCCCGCGGUCGCCGACGCCUGCAACAAGCCGCUGUCCAAGAAGAAGCCUGCGCUGCCCCCCAAGCCCGAGCCCCUGCCGUGGGCCAAGCUGCAGGGGGACAGCCUGAGCCUGGGCUCCCAGGACAAAAUCUACGAGAGCUCCUCGUUCAGCCUGCCCCUGGUCACCUCGGCCUUCUCCAUGGUCAGCAGCAACCUGGCCCUCUCCAGGCAGGCGAGCCCGGCCCUGCCGGCCGCCGAGAGCAGCAGCGGGCAGCGGGCCGAGGCCCCCGAGGGAGAGGAGGAGGCGCCUGCCCCGUGA
Lepus europaeus (European hare) is the source of this 4344-nucleotide messenger RNA. RefSeq lists its product as uncharacterized. Gene Ontology annotation, cellular component: membrane. The record is from RefSeq and is a predicted model, not a curated record. The transcript is spliced from 22 exons. Gene Ontology annotation, biological process: sodium ion transmembrane transport. Lineage: Eukaryota; Metazoa; Chordata; Mammalia; Lagomorpha; Leporidae. The coding region runs from base 1 to 4344 and encodes 1447 amino acids.